Daphnia pulicaria is the source of this 949-nucleotide messenger RNA. RefSeq lists its product as uncharacterized. The coding region runs from base 83 to 874 and encodes 263 amino acids. The transcript is spliced from 3 exons. Lineage: Eukaryota; Metazoa; Arthropoda; Branchiopoda; Diplostraca; Daphniidae. The record is from RefSeq and is a predicted model, not a curated record.
UCGACGCAACUGAUUCACCAGCGAAUAGUGUGACUCACAACUUUUCUUUGUGUCGAUAUAGAAAAAUAUUUCAAAAAAUAAAAUGAAGUUUACGCUAGUUUUUUUGCUGAUGUGUUUCUUUUCAGUGGCUUGGCAGCAGCAGCACGCCCAUUGGGCAUCACCUAACAUUCGAAUGCCAUUUUAUCCGUAUCUGAAUCAAUUAUCCAUGCCCAUUUAUGCAUCCAUUCUUGCAUCGGAGCUCAGACAUUUGCGUUAUUCAAAUUUACCAGCAAAACAACUUGAAGACCAUCAAUUAGAAAGAUCGUCGAUAGAAAGUUUCCAGGAAGGCAGAACGAAAGGAGAUCAAAGAUCAUUCGGUUUGGGCAAAGUCAAUUAUUUGGCCAGCCUGAUCCUUUAUUCGCUGUCACUCACAGUCACCAGCACCAGCUACACAACAACCACGUCCGUCAUUACUGGUGCAACUGUACUCACCUGUUUUACUAGUACCAUGUUCUCAACGACCGUUGCGUGCCGACGCAAACGAGAUGCACUUUCCAAUCUUUUGAUUGGCGAUGAUGACCGUCAAUAUCUCAGCGCUCCAAUUGAAACUGCGGUGGAUAGCGCAUUUAAAUUGCCCAGAGAAGGCAUAGACGUCAAUCCUGGCGAUCUAAUCGCAUCUUCUCAAAUUGAACGAGAAACCGAUGUUGAAUUUGCUCCCAAACUAAGCGAGUCAUCCAUCAACCGUUAUGCCAGAGAUGUUGAUAUUGAUACGGUGACAUUGACCUCAACUGUAACUACAUAUUCCUUGUCUCUGUCUGCUAGUAUUCGAACCGUAACAAAUCUAGCUGCUACCACCGCUCUAUCCUGUUUACCAUCCGGAUUCACCCUCUGUUAAAUAAACUUUUACAACAGCAAAACAUGCAAUUUGUAACGUUUUUAAAAUUCUUGGGUUGAUGAGAUUUAGAAAUGU